Molecule: messenger RNA, 1343 nt
Organism: Bactrocera tryoni
Lineage: Eukaryota; Metazoa; Arthropoda; Insecta; Diptera; Tephritidae
Product: inositol hexakisphosphate and diphosphoinositol-pentakisphosphate kinase-like
Exons: 3
Coding region: 796-1143 (115 amino acids)
Source: RefSeq, a predicted model, not a curated record
AAAAAAUUAUGAGUACAUUUUGACAGCACAGCAAUUUGGACUAGAUUGUUGUGAAUUCUGUCUAGUCUAUUUAAUUAAAUUUGGGUGCUAGACAAGUUUGUGUGAAAGUGUUAGAAAUUCAUGUGUGAAUUUUUUCUACAAUUACUAAUUAGUAGAAAUAGCAUUCGAAAAUUAUAUAAUUUGCAAAUAAAGAGUUCUUACGCUGUGUUGAAUGAAUCAAAGUGUAAUUGUGCUAUUUGCUGAAGAUAAAAAAUCAAUAGUUAUGGGCAAUGCAAAGUGAAAAAAGCGAAGAAGAAGAUUCUUAGUAAAUUGUGAAAUGUAAAAAUUCUAGUGAGCAGUACCUUCUAGUUUUCCAAUUUAUCAACAAUCAUAUUUGUAAUUUAUUAACAAAUACUAAGCACAACUAUCAUUCGCUGUAACCUCGCAAAAUUGCCCAUUCCAUACUUUGCAUGUGAAUGCUUUUGACAUUACCAAUUCCAUAUAGAUUUUUUUUAAUCUUACUGAGAAAACACAUGAAUAACUACGCUAAGUGAUAAAUGAUUUGUUAGUACAUAUCGAUAGAAGCAUCAUGUCCUACACAGAACUCGAAUCAGGAUACCAGGACUUAAGGCAGUCGUCGCAACAGGCUCAAACCCAGUCAUUUUCAAAUGAACGCAGCUCACGACCUGGAUUUUUUGUUGGCAGUGAUGGCAAUUGUGAACUUGCCGCAACAAAAUAAAUAAACAAAAAUACAAUUAUAACUCACAAAAAUAUAAAGAAAAACAGUGAAUGUAAAAAAGUAGCUCACAAAACACGAUGGGCAACAGUUUUGAAAAAUUUGUGUUCACCGGAAGCAAUCCUGUUCACAUUUGGGAUCGCCAUCGUCAUCGUACCAUGCCAGCGCAACAAACCCAACAUCAACAAUGUGGUGGUGAACGAAAUGCCUUUCGUCAACAACAUACAGUCAACUCACAGACGGGAAAGGUAGCAGCAUGUGGAUGCACAACGAAAACCCUGCCUCAUGGCAAUUCGACGCCUAACCUUGGUGAUGUUGCCUCCACUGUACAGCCAUUGGAUAUUCGUUCCUCCUCCUACACUUACGGGGUGAAUCUAAGAGCUCUCACAAGUUUCUUUAAUUUUCUUUCCUUUAUGUUACACUUUUAAUAACUUACGCUCUACAAUUGGACCACUGUGUCUGCUCGAAUCUGAAUGCGCUGCAUGUGUUUGGUAUUUGUAAUGUUGGCAUGUUACUCAUACGCCGCGUCGUGUCGACCUGCAGUGCAUGACGCAGCUUUAUUUAUUUUAGUUAUUCCGGUUUCCUGUUUGUGUUGACAUUUACAAAACUAACAAUUAUAUUUUUAAGU